ACUUCUAGAUAAAUUGAACAGAGCAAGAAACAGCAUUAAAGAUAGUACAAACAUUGUCAUCUGCGUUCAGACACGGCUGCCUUACACAAAAGAAAUUUCUCUGGUCAACUCACGCGCCUUCCCUAAACUCACCCUUUACAAUUCUUUAUUCUUUGUAUUUUUAGCUUCUUUUUGCUCGAUCUGAUAAAAACACAAGUUAAAGAAUUUGGCUUUGAUGACCAAUUCAUUGGAAUUAUUCUAGUUUGUUUUUGACAAUAUUGCCUUCUUGAAUUGACUACUUCUUGAUUCAGUCAGUUGGUCUUUUGUGUUAAAGCUGAGUUUUUUUUUCUUUCUAUUUUAUGGUUUAUUUAGUGUAUGUUUGAUGCCACUGUUUUGAGUUCUUGCUUGAAAAAACUGAGGUGGGUCGCUGAGAUUUUUGUUGAAAAGUUUGUGAUUUAGAUAUUUGAGAGGUGUUCUUCAGAAAACUGCAAAGGGGUUGGUGGUAAAUGCAGUAAAGACUUGACCUUUAGUGGGAUUUUGCAGUAAAGACUUGACCUUUUGUGUGAUUUUUAGGAGGGGUGAAAUCCCUUUUGAUUUAUUGGUUUAUACAGGUGUUUGAUGCCACUGUUUUUGAGUUUUUGAAUGAAAAUCUGAGGUGGGUCAGUGAGAUUUUUGUUGAAAAGUUUGUGAAUUUGAUAUUCGAGAGGUUUUCUUGAGAAGAAUUCGAUAGUGUUGGUGGUAAAUGCAGUAAAGACUUGACCUAUAGUGGGAUUUUUAGGAGGGAGUGAAAUCCCUUUUGGUUUAUUGGUUUAUACAGUGUGCUUGAUGCCACUGUUUUGAGUUCUUGCAUGAAAAUAGGAAGUUGGUCAGUGAGUUUUUAUUUGAGAAGUUUGUGAUUUGGAUAUUUGAAAGGUGUUCUUCAGAAGAUUUCCAUAGGGUUAGUGGUAAAUGCUGCAAAGACUUGGCCUUUUGUGAGAUUUGAGCAGGGGUUUGGGGUUUGGGGGUAUGUUGAGUUAUUCAUGAUAAGUAUUGGUUGCUUUGUUUAUGCUGAUUCAAAAGGAAAUGGGUGUAAGAGGAGUAGCCCAAUUGUGUUUUUUUAUCAGUACUCUUUUUAUUAUAGUAGCAGCAACUGAUAGCAAGAAGUCGGUGGAACAUUUGCUGGUCAAUCAAAUCAGUUCCGGGGAGAUCAACCAAGAAUUGGCUGAACUGUUAUGGUUGAACUGUAGGCUAGAGUUAUUACAUGCUAAUGGUGCUGUUGAAGAUCUUGAAGAAUCAAGUGGGAGCCACAAAACCCUUUCUAAUAGAAGAUUGUCAACUAAAAAUAAAGAGAAACAUGUCAAUAUCUUGCAUCCACUCACUAAGGAAGCCCUUAUGGGAUGUAUGGUGAAGAAAAAUCUCCUGUUUCUUAUUUCCGGAGAGGAGAAGCAUCCACCUACAUGGUAUACCAGGUGCACCGACUUUCUCUUUUCUUGGUACAGUGCACCUACACGGCGUGAAUUGCUUCAGUUUGGAGAUGCUCCUGCUCCUGCUCCUUCACCUAAUUCAGCAAAAACUUCCAGUUCUGAAACUCCGAAUUCUACGCCACCUGCCCGUCCUCCUUCAAAGCCAUUUUUCCCUCGAGACUACAAUGAUUCAAGCAAAAGCUCUGCACCUAGUGAUCAUUCUUCUACUAGUCAAAAUGCUACUUCAGAUGUACACUCAAAUAAGCGAAAAAGCAACAGGAAAACAGUUCUUGUUGCAGUUCUUGUGACUGCUGCUGUCACAUUUGUUGUUGUUGCACUCUUUUUUAUAUGCUAUUGCAAGGUUUGUGGGGCUGGAUCCAGAAAAGGAAGGAAUGACGAGAGGCCUCUUCUUAGCUUAAGCAUGAGUGACUAUUCUGUUGCUUCAUUACACAAGUCAUCUGUUUUAGGAGCUUCGAUGAGUAAUGCUGGUAAUCAUUCAGUCAGUGACAAUUCCGACGAUAAAAUGGGUAAAAGUUUCUACAUGGAGCCGAACGGUCUUAAUGUUUCCAAAACUGAGAUCCCUUUAGGAACUGUUACCGGCAUUGCUGUGGCUGCAGCAGGGGAUUCUGCACAGGUACCGCCCGGAAGGAUCGGGACACAUGGACUGCCUCCGCUUAAACCUCCUCCCGGUAGGGUGAAUCCUUUUGAAGACCCACUGUCUCCUGCCAAGCCAGCCAAUUUAGCUGCUCCGCCGCCACCUCCACCACCACAGAAACCUACAUCUAGCGGUCCACGCCCUCCUGCACCAGGGGCUCCUCCACCACCACCUAUACCAACUCGUGCGAAGGCUGGUCCUCGGCCACCACCACCUCCAGGUCCUGGUGCUACUCCACCUCGUCCUCCUCCCACGGGGUUGAAGCCGCCUCGACCUUCACCUCUUGGAUCAAAUGCAUCCUCUAGUGCUUCAGCUGAGGGAUCAGGGACUGAUGCUUCUAAAACUAAGCUAAAGCCUUUCUUCUGGGAUAAGGUUCUAGCCAACCCUGACCAUUCAAUGGUUUGGCAUCAAAUCAAAUCAGGAUCUUUCCAAUUUGACGAAGAGAUGAUAGAGAGUCUCUUUGGAUAUGCUCCUGCUGACAAAAACAAGAAUGGUUCAAAGGACUCUACGUCCCAAGAUGCUUCCAAACAAUUUGUUCAAAUUAUUGAUCAAAGGAAGGCACAAAAUUUAUCUAUUCUUCUUAAAGCCUUAAACGUGACAACUGAAGAAGUUUGUGAUGCUCUCAAAGAAGGAAAUGAGCUGCCUUCUGAACUCCUUCAAACUUUGCUUAAGAUGGCACCAACUACUGAUGAAGAAUUGAAACUGAGGCUCUAUAGUGGGGAUCUCUCUCGGCUUGGGCCUGCGGAGCGGUUCUUGAAAGUCUUGGUUGAUAUUCCAUUUGCCUUCAAGAGGCUAGAAUCCUUGCUUUUUAUGUGCAGUCUUCAGGAGGAGGCAUCAAUGGUUAAAGAAUCAUUUGCCACUUUGGAGGCUGCUUGCACGGAACUCCGAAAAAGCAGGCUGUUUCACAAGCUCCUUGAGGCUGUUUUGAAAACUGGCAAUCGUAUGAAUGAUGGAACAUUUCGUGGUGGUGCUCAAGCAUUUAAACUUGACACGCUUCUGAAACUAUCCGAUGUAAAAGGGAUAGAUGGGAAAACUACAUUGUUGCAUUUUGUUGUUCAAGAGAUAAUCCGUUCAGAAGGUGUACGAGCUGCCCGUUCCAGGGAGCGAGGCAGCAUGUCGAGCAUCAAGUCCGAUGAUCUACCCGAGGGUCAGUCUCAGGACUCGGAGGAGUACUAUCGAAGUACUGGUCUACAGGUCGUUUCAGGUUUGAGUAGUGAACUUGAAAAUGUGAAAAAAGCUGCAAUUUUAGAUGCAGAUAGCUUAACAGGCACAAUGUCCAAGCUUGGUCAUGCACUAAAAAAAUCACGGGAUUUCCUAAAUUCAGAAAUGAAGAACGUAGAUGAUGAAAACAGGUUUCACCAGACCCUAAAGAGUUUUGUGCAGAAUGCUGAGGUUGACAUCAUGUGGUUACUCGAGGAAGAAAAAAGAAUUAUGGCUCUAGUUAAGAGCACGGGUGAUUAUUUCCACGGAAAUUCAGGGAAAGAUGAAGGUUUGCGAUUGUUUGUUAUUGUUCGGGAUUUUCUGGUAAUUUUAGAUAAGGUAUGCAUAGAGGUGAAAAAUGCUCAGAGAAAGCUAAAUGGCACGCCAAAGAAAGAGAAUUUGGCAGGUAAAACUUCAGAGUCCACCAAUUUACCGUCCCUCGAUCUCCGUCAGAAGCUUUUUCCAGCUAUCGCCGACCGGAGAAUUGAUGAUUCUAGUUCAGAUGAUGAUACUCCUUAAGAUAUGCCUAGAUAAUAUACUAAGAUUACUUCUUUGUCCGGUUGGCGAAGCGUUCGGAGGGAACGAAGAAAGAUUGUUUAAAUAUUCAUUUUAGAGAGAAGAUUCAGUUGUAGCAGAGAGAGAUCAGACAGAAGAUGUGCUUACAAAUUCGACCUAUUACAUGGUUCUAUAUCAAUAUUUCCUUUCCUAAAGCUCCUACUUGUAGUUAAAACUUAUAAGUAGUUAGGAAAAUUCUCAUUCAUUAUUUAUCUUGUAAUUCUUUGUUUCAAUGUAAUUGAACAAAGUAGUUCUGUUGAUUAUUACAUAUGGUGUCUCAGAAAGUGGUCCAUUUCAUAA
Messenger RNA from Nicotiana tabacum (common tobacco), 4131 nucleotides. Its product is annotated as formin-like protein 5. The record is from RefSeq and is a predicted model, not a curated record. NCBI's taxonomy places the organism in Eukaryota, Viridiplantae, Streptophyta, Magnoliopsida, Solanales, Solanaceae. Gene Ontology annotation, molecular function: actin filament binding. Gene Ontology annotation, biological process: actin nucleation; actin cytoskeleton organization.